Amphibalanus amphitrite is the source of this 1512-nucleotide messenger RNA. Its product is annotated as ubiquitin-conjugating enzyme E2 R2-like. Bases 229 to 954 code for a protein of 241 amino acids. The transcript is spliced from 7 exons. The record is from RefSeq and is a predicted model, not a curated record. Gene Ontology annotation, molecular function: ubiquitin conjugating enzyme activity. Lineage: Eukaryota; Metazoa; Arthropoda; Thecostraca; Balanomorpha; Balanidae. Gene Ontology annotation, biological process: ubiquitin-dependent protein catabolic process; protein polyubiquitination.
GGGCAGCGUAAUGUGUUUGUGACGCAAGGUGACAGACGGAAUAAUCACGGGAAGCGUCGAGGGAUAAGGUUACUGUGAGUGAAUCCUGCUAAUUUUUCCAAGCUUUUUUAUUUUUUUUACUUAUUAGAGUUUCUUGUUUUGUGGCUUGUUGCAUUUGAGGUGUACCAGAGAAGGUGUGACAUUUAGUGUUCCUGCACUGUGUUGACGUGAGUGAAGCGGGAAGGAAGGAUGGCCCAGGGCUCUCCACAGCCAAGCAGUAGCGCCCUCCGCGCGCUGGCGCUAGAGUACAAGAGCCUCCAGGAGGAGCCUGUCGAGGGGUUCAGGGUGAAACUGGCCAACGACGAGAACCUCUUCUGCUGGGAGGUGGCGCUCUUCGGACCGCCUCACACACUAUACGAGGGUGGCUACUUCAAGGCACAUUUGAAUUUCCCGUCAGACUACCCGUACUCGCCGCCCACGGUCAAGUUCCUGAGCAAAGUCUGGCACCCGAACGUGUACGAGAACGGUGACCUCUGCAUUAGCAUCUUGCACGCGCCCAUUGACGACCCGCAGAGCGGCGAGCUGCCCUGCGAGCGCUGGAAUCCCACGCAGAACGUCAGGACGAUCCUGUUGUCGGUGAUAUCGCUCCUGAACGAGCCCAACACCUUCAGUCCAGCCAACGUGGACGCCUCCGUCAUGUACAGACGUUGGAAGGAGUCCAAGGGCAAGGACAAGGAGUACGAGAACAUCAUUAGGAAGCAGAUCUCGGCGUCUCGGAAGGAGGCCGAGCGUGACAAUGUGGUGGUACCUCUCACCCUGGAGGAGUACUGUGUCAAGCCCAAGGCGCGGCCGCCACCCGACCCGGUCGACAUCACAGACUUUUACGACGACGACUACCUGGAUGACGACGAUGACGACUCGUGUGAUGACGACGAACUGGACAACGGCGAUGACAGCGGGAACGGCGAGUUGUGAUAGCGUCGGCAGCGCGCCGUUACGUGACGUGACGUGACGGUGGGGGUGCUGUGACGGCCCCGGUCCGUGACGGAGGGACGCCCGGCGGUGGUUCGGGCGGUGACGCGUCGCUAGCAGCAGUUGGCGUAUGGAUCGGUUGUGCUGACGAUAAUAGUUGGGUAUCGCGGGGAGGGUGGGGGUGGGGCGAUAUUGUGGUAGUGACUGGGUGAGCGGCGGCCGGGUGGCAGUCGGUACAGAGGCGCCGUGUGGUGUGUGCGAAUGUCUGUAUGUGAGCCAGGGUCCGGGUUCGUCGUUACGUGCGGCUGAGUGCGUACCGGACGGGGGGAGCCGAACGCCGCACGCCCGCGACCGCCACCGACCGCGGCUCGCGACAGGCGCUCUAAUGGUGGCUUUUACUCAUCUAGUCCAUAGCCAAGGCUGCAGCGACGCUCACUUUCGUUCGUUUUUUUUUUUUUUGCACGGUCUUCGAGUGGUGGUUUGUGCGUGUCCGACGCGCCGGCCGCUAGUUGCUAUCUCUGUACAUUUAUCAUCCAUCGCAAUAUAAUGAGUCUGAUGUCA